AUGGAGGCUAGCCAUCGUACACCCGAUGUACACUCUGGAGACGUCCAAUUGCACCCUGUAUUGGCAUGCCAUAGCAGCAGUAUUCGGAGCAUUCCAACUGAGGUUCUGAUGCACAUAUUCAUUCAAGCUUAUCGAAACCACGAAGGCAACCGUCAUCGCGCUACCCUGGCGACGCUCACCGUGCGGAAAGUAUGCAAAUUCUUUCGCGCGGCUGCCGAUGCGACACCGGAGCUUUGGUCCUACAUGGCCAGCCACUACGAUCUGGCAUUCGUGAAAACUGCACUCGAUCUUUCGCGAUGCCACUCUCUCACGGUGGAGUUUAGCGCUCGAGAUGUCUCUUUCCGGCAGUUUUCGGAGUGUAUCCUGCCGCACUUGCCCCGGUGCCGAUAUCUUACAUUCGAUGGAUAUCUAUUUUGCCGUGACUCUGGCAAGAUCUGGCCGGAUUUGUUUCGAUUUUCGGAGCCAAGUGUCACAAGGAGUCUGCCAAAGCUCGCGGGAAUAAUCCUCAAGUCCAGCGAACUCACUUGCACGUCCUCGGUCCUCCAAACCAUUGGCCUGACAGAGCUUAGGCUAGACGAAUGCUUCAUAGAGUGCGAUUUCUUGUCGCUCUUGCAGGCCUUUGGACAAUUGCCUGCUUUGACCACAUUGUGGCUCAGAGUUCGCCCCGUCAAUCGGCUCCGGCUUCCUCGGAACUGGGAUGUCUCUCAUGUACACACGCCCGUGCCACUCGUCUCUUUACAGAAGCUGUCUCUCUUGGCCUCAUUCAGGCAUAUAAUAUAUGCCACCACCCAUCUGGACAUACAAGACACCUGCAAUGUCAGUCUCACCGCCGAGCCCUGGGACAUUCAUCGCAACUCGGCGCCGAUCAUUUGCCAAUGGCUGGCAGCUGCGUUUUCUACGCGCUUGCGACGCAUGUUUCCGGACAACAAUCCGGAGUUGGGUCCCAAGGAGCUACGCAUUGCGUUCGAUGACAAGCGCCAACCUGUUGACAUGUCCAUGGAGCUUUCCCAAUCAACACGCGAUCAACCAGAGAGGAAGAGGUGUUUUUACUUGAACCUCAUGACCGGAUAUCAGGCUGAGGGCCCCGACAAGCUCCUAAGAGCCUUCCAAACCAUCAUCGCCUGGGACGCACUUCGUCACGUCAAAGCUUUCCGAGGCGAUAACUUCCCGUAUCCGAAACGCUGGCGCCUCUGGGAGUCCGCCACCCCGUUCCGCGUUCCAAAAGUCGUCCCGGAUGUCCCAGAUGUCCCAGAUGCCCCAGGCGGGUCGAGACAGUAUCCCUCGCCGCCACCCCCUCCUCCACCGCCCGCCGCUCUUGAACACGACGCGCCUUCUGUUCGCGAAGUUGCUCCACGCGGGCCGUGCUAA
Molecule: messenger RNA, 1368 nt
Organism: Peniophora sp. CBMAI 1063
Lineage: Eukaryota; Fungi; Basidiomycota; Agaricomycetes; Russulales; Peniophoraceae
Source: the annotation of a GenBank genome assembly